Sarcophilus harrisii (Tasmanian devil) is the source of this 2402-nucleotide messenger RNA. Its product is annotated as submaxillary mucin-like protein. Lineage: Eukaryota; Metazoa; Chordata; Mammalia; Dasyuromorphia; Dasyuridae. The transcript has 24 exons. Bases 1 to 2226 code for a protein of 741 amino acids. The record is from RefSeq and is a predicted model, not a curated record. Gene Ontology annotation, molecular function: protein binding.
AUGGGGACAAACAGAGCGAAACCACCACACAGGAAGAUGGGCAACAUGACUCUAAACUCCACUUCCAGCGUACUCAGCCAAGGAGCAAUGGGGACUACAGAAGCCAGUGGGACAAACAGAGCUGAAAACACCACUAAGGGAAGAUCAACAGCUGGCAGCGGCACUUCCACUGGAGCCCCUCCAGAAGCCGCCACAUCCGCUGGAGGCACGGGGACAAACAGACCUGAAACCACCACUAAGGGAAGAUCCACAGCUGGCAGCGGCCCUUUCACUGGAGCUCCUCCAGAAGCUGCCACAUCUGCAGGAGCCAUGGGGACAAACAGAGCAGAAACCACCACAACGGGAAGAUCGGCAGCAGCGAGCUCUAGCUCCACUUCCAGCGUACUCAGCCAAGGAGCAAUGGGGACUACAGAAGCCAGUGGGACAAACAGAGCUGAAAACCCCACUAAGGGAAGAUCAACAGCUGGCAGCGGCACUUCCACUGGAGCCCCUCCAGAAGCCGCCACAUCCGCUGGAGGAACGGGGACAAACAGACCUGAAACCACCACUAAGGGAAGAUCCACAGCUGGCAGCGGCCCUUUCACUGGAGCUCCUCCAGGAGCAAUGGGGACUACAGAAGCCAGUGGGACAAACAGAGCUGAAAACCCCACUAAGGGAAGAUCAACAGCUGGCAGCGGCACUUCCACUGGAGCCCCUCCAGAAGCCGCCACAUCCGCUGGAGGCACGGGGACAAACAGACCUGAAACCACCACUAAGGGAAGAUCCACAGCUGGCAGCGGCCCUUUCACUGGAGCUCCUCCAGAAGCUGCCACAUCUGCAGGAGCCAUGGGGACAAACAGAGCAGAAACCACCACAACGGGAAGAUCGGCAGCAGCGAGCUCUAGCUCCACUUCCAGCGUACUCAGCCAAGAAGCUGCCACAUCUGCAGGAGCCAUGGGGACAAACAGAGCAGAAACCACCACAACGGGAAGAUCGGCAGCAGCGAGCUCUAGCUCCACUUCCAGCGUACUCAGCCAAGGAGCAAUGGGGACUACAGAAGCCAGUGGGACAAACAGAGCUGAAAACCCCACUAAGGGAAGAUCAACAGCUGGCAGCGGCACUUCCACUGGAGCCCCUCCAGAAGCCGCCACAUCCGCUGGAGGAACGGGGACAAACAGACCUGAAACCACCACUAAGGGAAGAUCCACAGCUGGCAGCGGCCCUUUCACUGGAGCUCCUCCAGAAGCCGCCACAUCCACUGGAGGCACGGGGACAAACAGACCUGAAACCACCACUAAGGGAAGAUCCACAGCUGGCAGCGGCCCUUCCACUGGAGCUCCUCCAGAAACUGCCACAUCUGCAGGAGCCAUGGGGACAAAUAGCAUAGAAACCACCCCUGUGGGAAGAUUAUCACCUGGGAGCUCUAGCUCCAGUUUCAGUGUAUCCACUGAAGAAACAGCCAAGUCCACUACAGCCAGUGAAGAACAUGGAGCUGAAACUACCACAGUGGAAAGAACAGCAGCAGUGACUACCAACUCCAGUGGAGUCACUCAUGGAUGUCUAGGACCAGCCCCAGUGUGUCAUGGACCAUUAGGUGAAGAAAAAUCUCCUGGAGACACAUGGAUUAUAAAUUGCCACCAGUGUACCUGCAGUGAUGCAAGGACUGUAGAUUGUAAGGCCAGGACAUGUCCCAUUCUACCCACCUGUGCAAAUGGAGAGAAGUUGAUACAACACAAAUCCAAUGAAUCUUGCUGUGAAACUGCAUAUUGUGAGCCAAGAACAUGUUUUCACAAUCACAUGGAUUAUAAGAUUGGUGCAUCAUUUGAUGAUCCCCAUAAUCCAUGUGUGUCCUAUUUAUGUUCUCCAAAUGGCUUUGUCACUACAGUCCAAGAUUGCCCGAGACAGAGUUGGUGCUCAGAGGAAAACAGAAUAUAUGAUUCAAAAAAAUGUUGCUAUACUUGUAAAGAAGACUGCAAGCCAGUUCCUGUGAAUGUAACCGUUACAUACAAAGGCUGUAUGAAGAAGGUUGAAAUGGCAAAAUGUAGUGGAAAAUGUAAAAAGAUGACCACAUAUAACUAUGAGACAUUUCAAUUGGAAAACUCCUGUACAUGCUGCCAAGAAGAUAUGUAUGAGAAGAGAGAAAUCAUCCUUACUUGUCCUGAAAAGAAAACAUUGCCUUACACAUAUAGACAUACUAUCUCUUGCUCAUGCAAGAAUCUUUGUUCAAACUCUACAAGUACAUCUUAAUUAAAAGGUGUAAUACCUUUUUAGUUUGUAAAUAUGAAUUAGAUAUUUUCAACUAUAAAAACCUAGUCCAAAAUUGAAGACAAAAAUGUUAUUCUCUACACUAAAAAAUGUAAUGGUAUUUCAAAGUGAAGCAUUGCUUUCCUUUAUUGCUUCUCAUAAUAAAUGCUACUUUACAU